Messenger RNA from Symsagittifera roscoffensis, 4063 nucleotides. RefSeq lists its product as uncharacterized. Gene Ontology annotation, biological process: actin cytoskeleton organization; actin filament polymerization. The transcript has 22 exons. The record is from RefSeq and is a predicted model, not a curated record. Gene Ontology annotation, cellular component: actin filament. Gene Ontology annotation, molecular function: actin binding; small GTPase binding. The coding region runs from base 11 to 4003 and encodes 1330 amino acids. Lineage: Eukaryota; Metazoa; Xenacoelomorpha; Acoela; Convolutidae.
AGAGUUGGAAAUGGCCACCCAUAACCCCCAAGAAGAAUGGAAGGUGAAAGUGAAAGAGCUGAAACAAAAUGACCCCGAGAUGUACAAAAAGAAGGUCGACUUCGUCGUUGAAGUUUAUGGCAUCAAAGCAAAGCUAGACGAUGGCAACGCGGAGUCGCUUCUAGCCACCCAUUGCAUGCGCAACCCAGACUUCCUGGACUAUUCCUCUGGAGGCAGUGCAGAGGGGGGACAUCAGCAGUCGAAGAGACAGACAGACAAGUCGGCCGACCAGUUCAAACAGCAACUCAGCCCAUAUGGCCUAAAACACUCCUCGGCCGCUGAUUUACUCAAUAUAACCACUGAUUUGACAGUUGCGCUCAAAAACAACACAAUCCCAUGGAUGCGAGAAUUUGUCAAUGGCGGCAUGUUACGUGUCUUCGAAACUCUGCGGCAUUCUUUUCUGAUGAAGCCAGAAAAGUCCAGCAAUUCAUCUUCAGGAACUUCUCAGAUAAAACACAGAACAUUCGACGAGUGUCUGGCCGACUGCUCAAUUGACCGAAAUUGGCUGGAACAAGUGCUUAAAGUCAGACACAACUGCGUCAAGUGUAUAAGAGCCAUGUGUAAUACUAUGCCGGGUCUGAGAAAAUUCUACCAACUCUUUGGAACUGAAGAAUCGAUCAAAGGGUCAAGUGAGGAAGCUAUUUCUGGCAACUACCAACUCGAAUGUCUGGCGUACUUGAUCAAGUGCAUUGAGAUCACACCCUACACUGGCUAUGAUCUGUCUUCAUUUUUUGUGAACCAUCAAAUGAGUCAUAGCAGCGGGAGGGAAAAAGACAAAGACGCGCCCGAUGUGUUCAAGGAGGUUGUGAGUUUGUGUCUUGACACGCUGAAGUUACUCUAUCCGAUUUCGAGGUUGAUUCUCCCGAUUGAACUCAAAGAUGGAAGUUACAAAAAAGUUGCUUUUUACCCUGUUGUGCUGGAGGCCUUUUCAAGCUACGCAGUGUUGAGGUACAAAACAUACAACGAAACUUUCAAAUCGGACAUCCUCGGAAUCGGUUCUCAGUGUGAACGGUUCUACCCGAUUGGAUCCCUAUUGGACGAAGUGUUUCCCGACGCCAUGACAGUUUUGAGAAAUCUGGUCGAUUCUUCUCGGAGUUUGCAGGUUACAGACGUGAGCUCAGUUAGUGUGACAUCCAACUACGGAACGCUUCCAAGGCAGCCCAAACCGUCUGGAAACACCCGCAGACGGGGCUCAAUCACCGGUCUAAAUCAAUCCGCUGGAAUUCUUGAACAGGGUUCCAUCCAGCCUUCUAUAUCGAAUACUUCUACUUCUUCUUUGUCUACUUCUAGCGGGGUUUCAAGUGGGGGGACUGCUCUCAGUCAUCCCUCGAAUUUGAGUCAGAUGUCGAGUAUGACUCAGAGUGCUAGUGCUGUGACUGGUUUCUCUCAUGUAGUCAUUACUAACAGCUCUUCUUCAAGCAAGUCGUACUACCAAAUUUUGAAAGAGGCGUUAAGUUUUGUCUGCGGCAUCUUCGAGGCGAUUUCUGAGCAUAAUAACUGGAUUUACUUGGCAACUGUUUGGGAGGAAUUCAGGGGUCUUGGAGUUGCUUCAAAGGCAGACAAAAUAAUCGAUGAAAUUGGGAUGGAGGACGACGUGGAAUCGACUCUAGUAGAUGAAAAGCUCUUCAGCGAUGCCUCCUAUAUUUUCGAAGUUGAAGGUCUCGUCUUCCAAAAUUUGAACCAAGAAACUGAAAAUGACUCACUAAGGAAAACUUGCGAGGCGGGAACUUUAACGAAUUACGUUGGUGUUGCGGAGUAUUUGCAGCACGUGACCAGGAAUACGCCGCUAGAGGGCUAUGUCAUGCAAAUUAUGCAAAUGCUGCUCAUGCUCAGUACUGGCAAAGGAGACUUGUACAGGUUACGGCGAAUACGAUGGAUCACUGAAGUCAUAUCUCAAUACGCAGUGAACUUUGACGAAGAAAAUUUCUCCGAAUACAAAAACGCUUUCCUUUUCAACUCGGCAAAAACCGAACGAAAAAGUACUCUUACAGGGGCGAUAGACGAUGAUCCGAAAGAGUCUGCAGCCGUUGUUCCCCAAUCAGAACAAGAGAUUUGGAAAAACAUCGAAAUUAGAAUGAUGAAAGUCGAAAAAGGAAUCUCGAUUCAGAGUUUCGGAAGUUCAGAUUCUGGAAAAUCUUUUGAACUGGAAACGCAAUUGGAGCGUUUCAAGGAAAAAAUGUUACAGCUGGUCGAAAAAAUGAAAGAGAACGACUUGGAUCCUGGAGAUAUGACAGGAUUCCUUCCUAAAGAUUCUAGCAAGGCAGACACUCCCCCUGCACCAGUUGCAGAAACUGCCCCUGUCCCACCUCCACCCACAGGUCCUGGAGGUCCUCCGCCACCUCCUCCCCCUCCUCCGGGUCCAGGGGGUGCUCCACCGCCACCACCACCGCCAGGAGGUGGAGCUCCGAUCCCAAAAAAGUCCAGACACGCGAAACUUCCUGCUAGAAGAGAUUUCAAGUCAAAAUUGACAAAUCCUACAAUGAAAGUUUUCUGGAAAAAGCUCGACGAAGAAAAGCUGAAUGAACAAAGUAUUUGGAUCUUCAUGGGCGAAGAAAUCACAGAUUCACAAAUCCGAGAGUUAGCCGCAAAGUUCUCCAGCAAACCAAGCAAAGCUGCGACUGAUAGCGAAUCAUCAGACGAACAAUCGGAACAAAUUGCCAAGAAAAAAAUACCGCUGCUUGUUUUGGACCAGGAUUCCAGUAUGAGCAUAGAUAUUUUCCUCAACAGCAAAAAACUUACCAAAGACAUAGUCAGCAACGCUUUAUGGUCAGUUGACACCGAACUGCUAGACGAGUCAACCUUGAAAGAACUGAGGUCCAAAAUAAUAAACAAGGAGGGCGAAAAUCUCUGCAACAAAGUGGCCGAAUUCCAAGGAUCCGAAAUGCUAUCCUCGGAAAAAUUUUUGCUUCAUCUCUCGGAAAUUAAAGACAUUGCAAUACGAACCGAAAACAUGAUGCUAAUGAUUCAAUUCGACUCCGAAUUUCUACCAAUCAAAUCAGAUGUGACGGUUCUUUUUGAAGCCUGUAGAGACAUAAAUGACUCGGCGAGCUUUCUUCAGAUUUUGAAACAGACUCUGGUUUUUGGAAAUGUGCUGAACACAGGCCAUAAAUUAUCCAAGGCAAUUGGAUAUGACAUCUGCUACUUAAAAGACUGGUCUGGAUUGAAAUCAUCAGUUGACAAGUCCAAAACGAUGCUGCAUAUUCUGGUUUCUUUCCUUCCUCCUCCAAAAGAUCCUGAAGACCCCUACCCAGUUCUGGUCCAGAACCUUCUGAAAGAGUUGCGUCACGUGAUUCCAGCUAGCUCAGUCGAAGAAGAGUCAAUAGAUUCGAGGUUUGCAUCACUCAAAGCCAAAGUAGACAAACUCGGCACCCUUCUUGAGAACAAAAAAGACCUUAGCCCAAAAGACAACUUCAGGAAGAAAAUGCAGCUGUUCCAUAACAAGUCAGUGGAGAAUGUUAAGCUACUGGAAAGCAUGGUUGCCAGAUACCAGACCGAGUUCAAAAGGCUACAGUUGAAGUUCUUUCCGGAGGACUCGCCUGUGAAAAAGAGGGAUAUUUUCGAGUCUAUUACACAGUUUCUGAGUGAUAUUCAGAGAAGUUGUGAAGAGAUAGCGAAAGAGCGUGAACAAAUGAAAAAGGAGGCGGAGAAAAAGAAGAAACGACAGGAAAUGUCAGACAUGAAAGGGUCAUCUGUAACAAAGAAGAAAAAACCUAAGCAGGUUGAAGACACACCAGACGAGAACAAACGCAACUUCUUGGACGAGCUGAUGGAAAAGCCGAAGCGGACCUCCAAUAACAAAAUGGCGAGGACCACCAAGCUGCGUAGAUCCAAAGAGCCUUCUUGCGACUCAAUUUCGGAAUUGGACAGCACACCAAAGGCAAUUUCGAACGCCCUCAACCGGGAACUGAAGAGAAAUCUUCUGGCUACUAGAAGAGAAUCCUUUUUUCCUGCUCAGAAGAACUGACAGAAAAAUUUUUAUUUUAUCUCAUCAAAAAUUUAAAAAACAAUCAAACGUUCAAUCAAA